GUGUAGCCUCCCCAGUAUGACCCCCAGACUGCUCCCCUUUGCGUGACCUUCUCAAUAUGGCGCAUUUCCCGUCCUUCUUCUCACGUGACCUUCUGAACACGAUUUCCGCCGCUCCCAUGUCACGUGACCGGGCCGGCGCGCGCCUGCGCGCUGCGCUCCCCCUCCUAGCCAGACUGGAGCGCUGGUGGUUGCGAUGCUGCCGAGCGGAGCGAAGAUGGCGGCGGCCGAGGGCGGCUCGGGCUCCCGGUGCCCGCUGCUCUGAGGGGGGGUUGGGCAGCGCGGCCGCGGAGCAGGGGGAAGGGCCCCGGCUCCUGCCUUUACCCCGGGCCCUGGAGAGAGCGAGGCGGCGGCGGGGAGCUGUGGAGUGGAAUGCCAUGGCCAGUUCCUCGGACAGUGAAGAUGACAGUUUCAUGGCUGUGGACCCAGAAGAAGCAGUGGUGGAAGGGACAAUGGAGCAAGACGAUGAGCCGCAUGCUGAGCUGGAGGUUGAGGAGACCAGGCAUAACCGAUCGAUGUUGGAGCUGCCAGAAGAGGUUUUAGAAUAUAUCCUGUCCUUCCUUUCACCAUACCAGGAGCACAAAACCGCUGCCCUUGUCUGCAAACAGUGGUAUCGCCUCAUCAAAGGUGUGGCACAUCAGUGUUAUCAUGGUUUUAUCAAGGCAGUCCAAGAGGGAAAUAUUCAAUGGGAGAGUCGCACGUAUCCCUAUCCUGGAACCCCAAUCACACAGCGCUUCUCACACAGUGCAUGUUACUAUGAUGCUAAUCAGUCAAUGUAUGUGUUUGGUGGCUGCACCCAGAGCAGUUGUAAUGCUGCGUUCAAUGACCUCUGGAGACUUGACCUCAAUAGCAAAGAGUGGAUCCGUCCUCUGGCAUCAGGUUCUUAUCCGUCACCUAAGGCUGGGGCCACUUUAGUGGUGUAUAAGGACUUGCUUGUGCUGUUUGGUGGGUGGACGCGGCCAAGCCCCUACCCUCUGCACCAGCCGGAGAGGUUCUUUGAUGAAAUACAUACCUACUCGCCUUCCAAAAAUUGGUGGAACUGCAUAGUGACAACACACGGCCCCCCUCCCAUGGCAGGCCACUCCUCUUGUGUAAUAGACGACAAAAUGAUUGUCUUUGGAGGUUCCCUAGGAUCUCGGCAAAUGAGUAAUGACGUCUGGGUUCUGGAUCUCGAGCAGUGGGCUUGGUCGAAGCCAAACAUCUCUGGGCCUACCCCUCACCCACGUGGCGGCCAAUCUCAGAUCAUUAUAGAUGAUGAAACCAUUUUAAUCCUUGGUGGUUGUGGCGGUCCAAAUGCACUGUUUAAGGAUGCUUGGCUACUGCACAUGCGCACAAACCCCUGGAUAUGGCAGCCAUUGAAAGUGGAAAAUGAAGACCAUGGAGCCCCUGAACUAUGGUGUCAUCCAGCAUGCAGGGUGGGACAGUGUGUUGUGGUCUUCAGCCAGGCUCCCAGCGGGAGAGCUCCACUUAGCCCCAGCUUGAACUCUCGCCCGUCUCCUAUCAGUGCCACGCCGCCAGCCCUGGUUCCUGAAACACGGGAAUACCGCUCUCAGUCUCCAGUCAGGAACGCCGACGAAGCUCCUUGUGUGAAUGGCCGCUGGGGCACCCUGAGACCUAGAGCACAAAGACAGACACCAUCAGGCUCCCGGGAAGGGAGCCUGUCCCCAUCCAGAGGGGAUGGGUCACCUGUACUGAACGGUGGGAGUUUAUCCCCUGGAGCCACAGCGGUGGGGGGUGCUUCAUUGGACAGUCCUGUACAGGCCAUAUCGCCCAGCACACCUUCUGCUGCUGAAGGAUAUGACCUGAAAGUUGGACUUUCCCUGGCGCCGCGACGAGGAUCGCUACCAGAUCAGAAAGAUCUACGCUUAGGGUCUGUAGAUUUGAAUUGGGAUCAGAAACCAGGUUCUGUUAGCUGUCAAAUGGAUGCUGUGGACAAUAGGACAGUUGGUGGAAGCAUGAGAAAUCCCCCAGAGCAGACAAACGGAAUCCAUACCCCACCUCAUAUCACUAGUUCCCUACCAGGGGCGGUGUCACCAGGUGCACUCCGAAGAAGCCUGGAGGCUGUCAAGGCCCUGUCUUCCAAAGGUGCAUCUGGUUCAGCAGCAUUAAGUCCUCCUUUGGUGUCUUCACCAGGAUCCCCUGGUAGCCAGAGUGGGAGCAGUGCCGAGGUGGCGCCAGCACCACGCCCAGGCUCCGCCCAAGGGGAUGGCCAUUCCUUACCUCCGAUCGCUCGUCGCUUGGGCCACCAUCCACCGCAGUCUCUGAAUGUCGGCAAGCCUUUGUAUCAAAGCAUGAACUGCAAACCCAUGCAGAUGUAUGUGCUAGACAUUAAAGACACCAAGGAGAAAGGGCAAGUCAAAUGGAAAGUGUUUAAUAGCAGUUCCGUGGUGGGGCCACCAGAGACCAGCCUACACACUGUAGUGCAAGGCAGGGGGGAACUGAUCAUAUUCGGUGGCCUAAUGGACAAGAAACAAAACGUGAAGUACUAUCCCAAAACAAAUGCCUUGUACUUUGUGCGAGCAAAAAGAUAAUGUGGCAAAAGCUGUUCAACCCCUUCCCUUCCUGCCCCACCCCCUUACCAUGGCUUUCUUUUUUUAACCCUUUCUCUGUCACGCAGGCAUUUAAACUGUGAACUAGGGAACGACAAACCAAUAAAAUCCAAACACAGUUUCAGCGCUGCCCUCCAGUUUCCAGUCUAUGAUCCUGGCUCUGGGCUUGGUUCAGAAAGUCCUAUUUUUAAAAAAAAAGAGAGAAUAUUCUGUUUACAAAUGGGGAGAAAUCUCCAUUCCAGUGGGAUGAAUUGUUGCUGUGUUCUAGCAGGAGCUUCACUGCGCCUUAUCCUUUGCUGGUAACUAGACCAAGAAUUUGGGGUGAGUGGGUGGGAAAACUUCUAGGAUCCAAUAACUUCUUCAGAAUUUUUCAGGAGUAUAGAGGGGCCCUCCUCUCUCUCUCUACAAUUGCAGUUCCUAUAGGGAUGCUGGUAAGAAUGGUCUUCGAAGAACAUACUGAAUAGCUGCAGACAGGAGGCUGUGUGCUUGUAUGCACUGACAAAUACUCAUGCUUAUCUGUUGAAUGUGGCUGCAUAAUGAAAAUAGCGCUUUUUUUAAUCUACCAGUAUUGCAGCCAUUACUGUAAUCCUUAAUCUGCAAAAUGACACAGAUGCCUUUUUUCCUAAAUGCUUUGGCCUGAUAGAACUAUUCUUGUCCGAUACAAUGAGAGAGUUAGAAGGGAGAAAGGACAGUUUGACAUUGAAAUGCCAGGAUCAUCCAGAAUUAAAUUUAUACAGCCCACCUUAGUAUUCCACCGGGUAAAGUCCUGCACUAGAUCAAACCAACAGCUUGGAUUGAUGACUUUGGAACCCCUGACGGUCUUGAGUUGCAAGCUGCCGAAAUAGUGCAUACAAAUACAUCAUUGACAUUUGAAAACAGUAAAUAAUGGAAAUCACAAUUUUAGAAUGAUUUGUACAUGCGUGGUUAGGAUGUUUUAUAAGAAUCAGUGGCUAUGUGCAUCCUUAAAGCUUGACUUCUACGUUUUUCCCCCAUAAGAUUUUGUUCUGGAUCCUUUUGUUAUCUUGAGAGUGCUCGACUCCGUACUUGUACCUGUACAGACAACUGUCCUGCAGGCACUGGGAUGUCUUAGGUCAUCUUUGCUUAUCAAACAGAAAGAACAUGUGUACAGGUUCAGAUUGCUCAAAGUACUUAAGCACAUGUUGAAGUCCUGUUGACAUUAAACAUUUACUUAAGUGCUUUGCUAAACUGUAGCCACACAGACCAUAUUCAAUUCUUUUUCAUAGCUUGUUUGAGCUAGUAAUUUAUGCGGUUACUACAGUUCAAAUUCCCUGGUUCAUGCUCACAUUAAAGUUAUCCUGAUGGAUAAUGCAUCAGAAAAUAACGUUAAUCCAAAGUAACAUUACAAUUAUAUCAACCAACCAAAGCAAGGGAAAUUCAGAUGUAAAGCUGCUGCUCCAUCCUUUACUAUAGAUUACGUUUUAUCAGUUUGCUACUCCUUCAGUCUUACUCCAGAGUGCUUUCUUUUCAAUUACUUUGAACUUUUUAUAGCUUUCUUUGAGUGUACAAGACAUUUUGGCAAUCACUGAACUGGCAAAUUUUAGUCUGGAAGGGAUUUUUUCAGCCAAGUUACAAAUACCUGCAAAGUAAGGGUUGAAGUGGAAUGCUGGCCCAGCAUUAACAGCCUCCGGGGUAAUCACUGAUGCUGAGAAUUCAGUUACCUAAAUCAACAAAGACUUUAGUUCAAAUCAAUUCUGAUUCCUUUUAAUGUACACUUUUGGAUGAAUUCUCUUUCCUUCCCUCUGCAGCUUGGAAGAAUUGCAAUAGAGACCGGCUGAUCCACAGAGGGGCACCAGUUUGCCAUAGGUUUCUUUCACUAGCCUGUGAUCCUGGCUGCUUCUGAAGCCUGCAGUUUUCAUCGGACAUUGUGGAUUGUUAAAUCUGUUGGCCCCUGUUCUACAAUAGUCUCCACCCACACAGGGCCCUGUUGUAGUUGCUGGGGCUCCACACAUUGCAGGAUUCAAGGUUUAUUAUUUUUACGACUCUUUCUAAAGCAAAAACUACUUGUUGCUCACACCAGCAGGUUCAGAAAGUUGGCAAUGCUGGUUUAAAAAAAGCAGGGGAGGGACUGACAAGCUAGGCCGCACAAUGUCUCAUUAGACAAUAACGAACUAGAAAAUACACUUUGAAGCCAAUACCCAGACCUGCCUGAAAGUGAUCUGCCCCUGUGGUACACCACAUUGUGGUGUUAAUACGGUCACUGAAGCACAAAGCUCACUUUCCCUCAUCUCAUUAUAUCACGAUGGUCUCCAGCUUUGCCUUGGCCAGAGAUGUUGAGAACUGUUCCAGGUGCAUUGUAGGGCUGUUCAGAGAGAGGAGCAUUUAGUUAACUACUGAGCACGCAUAGUCCUGAAGUGGUGGUUGAGCGCUGAGAAAACGUUCAGAAACUGCCUGUAUUCCUUGAGCAGACUAAUCACAAAAUAAAUCUUAAUACAUAUGUGGCAUAAAAGUAGGAAAUCCUUUCCUAAUCACAGUGAAACCUGCACACUGGGCAGAUCUGUGAUAGUUGUCAUUGCAUUGGAUGUACCACGAAGUGGCUCCUUUAAGAUUUCCAAUAUGAUUUUGUUUGGACUUUUAACUGUCUCCACUGGGCCACUGAGUUUUGCUGGACCUUUGGUGGUCACUGAAAACAGUUUUUUAAAUCUAGAAUCACAAGCCUUUUUAAAGGGAAAAAAACCCUUCUCUAACUCCAGUAUUCUUUCCCAUUCUGCCCCAGCUGUAUUUGUUUGUUCAACAAGCCCCAAAUGGUUUCUUUGAACCUGAUGGUUUAAAAAUGAAAGAAACCCAACCAUGGCUUUAUAUUUAUCUCCAGGCCUCCAGUAAAACCUGUCUCCGUUAGACUGAAAGGCACUGAAGGUACCUCUUUGUACACUGCAUUUUCAGCACACAAGACUGCUUCAAUUUCUGUGUUCAUCUUGAGUGCAAGAAUCAGUUUUGUAAAAUGCAAAGGUUGUGGUGGGGUGGUUUGAAACCCUUUUACGGGACGAAACAAAUUCAGCCACUGUUGGUUUGUUAAUGCUGGACUGGGUUUAAUGCAAACCUGGUCUAUCUCCCAGAUCCUCCAGUGUCACUUGAGCCUUGAAAAAUUGAUUUUGAGGGUGUGAGCUAUAUUUGAAUGCACCUUUAAUGCUGUUAUAUAGAAUCUUUAUUAAGUCCAGCUCUGAUUAUAUUUAACAUGUAAGCCAGUUUUGUCUCAAUUAAAUGAGACAUCCCACCUUACAGUAUCUUUAUCAAUAUUUAAAAUGUUCCUCUUCAAGCUUUAACCCCUUCUAUGGCUCCAGAGGGGCCUUUCAUGAUGAUGGCAUUGGGUUGACUGCUGUUGCUUAACGUAGCAGAGGUGGGUAGCCAGUGUUCGGGGGUUUUUUGUUUUUGUUUUUUCCUCCUCUGCCCCAGCUUGAUCAGAACUCCAUUGUGAUUUCCCUAUACAGGAUGAGAUUGACAUGUUUCAUUUGCAUGUCUGUCUUUCACCCAGGGUUGUUUGAGAGCAAAAACUGAAAGUUUUAAAAAGCCAACUGCUAGUGAAUUUACACUGAUGUCUGUCACUAUAGGAUUUAUACCCUUCCCCACAGACACACACAUCAUACCCCAGCCCUCAAGUGCUCGAAGUUCACUGCAGAAGAUAAAACUGUACAAAGUGACAUAGGAAGUGGUCUGGAUAAUUCUAUGGGCAAUUAUAAUAGCUUCAUACCAGAUUGCAAGCCACAUGGAAACUGUAAGGGGUCUUCCCGGUCUUGCUUGUGGCAUUUCCCAAUUCAUAUUUCCAUCUGUUCUAGUCCGUGUGGUGAUCCUGGCAUGAUGAUGUUUCACUGCUUUGCUUCAUUUGUGGCCUCUUUACCAACACAUUCAUGUUCUGCUAGCUCAGCAGACUGGAGUGGAAGGACCCAGGAACACAAAAAGCAGUCCCUUUGCCUUUCCCUCCUCUGCCCUGUGUGUGUUGCAGAAGGCAUGUUCUGCAUGGUUUCAACAUGGUUCCCAAAGUGGUCUCUAUGAAUGACAGAAAUGUGGGUCUUUAUUUCCUCCCCCAUCCUGUCCCCAGACAAACAGGUUUCGUGUAAUACGCACAAAGUGUGAUCCAAUGUCGCUGGUGCUGUGACUCAGGUGUACAGGAUGACUUUGCCCUACUCGUCAUUUUAGGCUCAUCCAAGUGUAGGAAUGAAAAGUGGAUUUCAUUGAUAUUUAAAUGUGUAAAUUUCAUUUUUGUUAAUGUUUUCCCCCCAAUGAAUUUUUAGCAAUUUAACAAAUAAAUAAUAAUAAAAAGA
Chelonia mydas (Green sea turtle) is the source of this 6823-nucleotide messenger RNA. It is a transcript of the gene FBXO42, whose product is annotated as F-box protein 42. The transcript has 10 exons. Gene Ontology annotation, molecular function: protein binding. The coding region runs from base 57 to 2528 and encodes 823 amino acids. The record is from RefSeq and is a predicted model, not a curated record. Lineage: Eukaryota; Metazoa; Chordata; Testudines; Cheloniidae.